UGUGUAUGUGUGUGUGUGUGUGUGUGUGUGUGUGUGAGUGUGUGUAUGUAUCGUAGAUGCUACACUAUUCUAAAAAGGAGAUAAAUCUAUGGUAGACCUAUAUGUAUAAAUGUAUGCGUGUGUGUUUGUGCGUGUAUGUGUGUGUGUUGUCUGUGUAAGUGUGAGUCUCGGAAGUUAUAUAAAAUCUAGGUCCUUGGUGUGAGAACAGUUGUUAAAUACUGAAUACAUUUUGUUGUAAGGUCCUUAGUGUAUGCACAUGAAGUGCAUCUAAGGCUAGGCUCCAUAGAUAUAGGCCUAUAGGAUAGGCUAGACGCCUCUAUAGGCCUAGAUAAUUUUUGAUCACUGUGUAAUAUCAGGGGAGAUCACUGAAAAAAAUCUUAACAUCCACCAAUGAUCCGGUGCACUUUCUUUCAUUAAAUCAUUUAUUUCAAAUGGUGUGGUAAAAGACAAUGUGUUGUUUCUCGGACUGUUAUUAUAAUUGCACUCUUAUAAAUUAGAAAUCUAGUAACCAGGUAUUCAUUUCAUUUGGGAGAGGUAAAAGUACAAUGAGAUCAUUUCAUAUGAUAUUGUUUGUGAAUACUGACAUGUCCCAACUUAUUUAGCAAUCCUGGGGCAAACACCUGUUAUCGCCCUUGUCAUGCCGAAAACCAGAAAGUAAACUCAAAUUUGAUUGGACAAAACUAUCAGAUGAACCAAUCGCCCAUGUUGUUCUUUGUAAGAUUCAGAAACUCAGAAACUAAGGACGCUUCCGCUUCAACAUAUUGUUCCUCGUAGUCUUGGCCUUCUAAGUUAGGCAUAGUGCGCUGUACUCCAUUGACCACACAAUCUAGGUCUACUACAUUUGUGAAGCACGUUGUCAACAAAGACUUGAGAUGGCUAGUACAGUGUUGAAUGUUGGAAUUGGUUUAUUUAUCCUUGCUUUUUUGUGGGUCUUAGCGCUGUCAGUUUGCGUAGCGUUCGCAAGAUCACCAACGAAAAUAGCUAACAUUGGGCCCUUGGCUGUUGUGGCAGCCCUAGUGAUUUCAGUCAUCCUUAUUUUCAUCCCGAGAGAAGACCAGUUCCCAUCUGCAGAAGAGCAAUCCGUGGUUUACGACUACUCCAUUGUGUACCGGUCAAGUCUCAUUGCUGUCAUGGCACUGUUUGUCCUUCUCGGAGGAGUUUUCUAUCUCGUCUUCCACGCAAUGACCCCAGUUCAUGCCAAGCCCUUGAGGAAGUUUUUGCGAUGACCAACACAUUUUUUUUUUAAAGACAACAGCCACCCGGCCUUCCAUAAGCACAAGCCUGACACAUUUCUCUGUGGGAAUGGGUUGUUGCGUUGCACUUAUCCUGUAUUCAACGGAAAAGAGCUCUUCUCUAUGGAAACUUGUGUAGAGCACUGGUCAAUUUUGCCCAUGUGGGAAGUUCAAGGAAUCUUGUUAGCUCGGAUUUUAGCAACAUUGUCCAGUGAUGAGCUGUUUUGAAAGAGACGAACUUGAGAAAUGUUAUUCAGGUGCUAUAAAAUAUUUUAAACCGGUUUUUUUAUAAAUCAGUGCCUUAUAAGUGAUCAACACACAUUUUAGUCUUUCUUUUUUAGUACUUGGUGACACCUCGAUGCCAACUGUUAAAACUAGUUUGAGCACAUAUGUGUCAUGACACGGUACAAUCAGGCACUCAUCAAUUUUGGGUCGUAUGAAGUUAUUGGUAUAAUUUUUAAGCAUGUUCAUUCGUCUUAUUUUUGUUGAAAAAACACUCAACUAUCCUGAAUAGAAGUCAUGAUAUUUGCAUCUGCGAAGGGGAUUGCCCUGUUUCAGAAAUAAAAUUAGCAAGAGAAUGGCUGCUAAAGUUUGGAGAUUUUCUAAACUUAAAUGUUCUUGGAAACAACAAGUUUACAUUUUUUGUGCUUUUGAUUAAUGUUUUCAGUAGAAUCCACAAAUAAAUGUGUUUCCCAAACCAGAAGAAAACAAAUCAAUGAAAAGUCAAAUCUGAGGGCAAAAGACUUAAUUGGUACUUUCCUUUUCCGAUCCAGCGGCCAUUUGAUUUCUAGCCCUUCUGCCUGAGGACAAAUGACGGUUUCUUCAAUAUCAUAAUUUGACGAGUGCCUGAUUUUCACCACCAUGCCACACACACGCAAAUAUAUAGAUGAGAUUGUAGUUUUCCGUGGGCCCUGAAAAACAGAUCAACAGCGCUGCUGAAUUUCGAUUUUUUGCAGAAUUUAGACAAAUUUUAAAGCAUUAUUCCGCUUUCAGACGUAGAAUUACGAGGAAAAAAAA
Molecule: messenger RNA, 2249 nt
Organism: Aplysia californica (California sea hare)
Lineage: Eukaryota; Metazoa; Mollusca; Gastropoda; Aplysiida; Aplysiidae
Product: transmembrane protein 218
Exons: 3
Coding region: 873-1226 (117 amino acids)
Source: RefSeq, a predicted model, not a curated record